AUGAUUCUGAUUGGAGUCUGCGAAAUCGAAGGACCGAACAACCUGAACUACAUCCUGGCUAGACCCAAGGAUUCUACGCCAUGGACUUUCCACGAGCUCUAUGAGCAAAUCAAAACCAACCUCCUCAAGAACGACGAUCUAGACCAAGCCACUAUACUUCGAGACGCUGGCCGCCUUCGAAUGUACAACAAUGAUGUUCGGAAACUCAUUGAAGACAUUCGAAAUCACUGGGCCAAAGCCGACACGAUGGGACAUCCCUUGCCCCAGUUGAUGAAAAUACAAACAUUAAUCAACUCAGCUAGAUACAAUGCAUCUUAUGCGACAUAUAUCAAUACCCUCGAAUGCAUGGGCAACACCCAUGACUUUGAUCGAGUUGCUGCUGCACUGCUCAAAUGCCAGGAACAGAUGCAAAUGAAGCCAAUCCAUCGAGUUGCUGCCCCCGGAACGGCAUCCAGCAGCAUCAGGGUGGUCGAAAGUUCACAGACUGAAGAGUACCCUGAAAGCUACUGGAAUGGCAAGGCUGGACCCAACGGAGAGGCCCCAAAGUGCUACAACUGCUUCGACACCGGACACAUCGCCAAGAAAUGCCCCAAACCUCGCCGACCCCGUACCUACCCAAAUGACCAAACCAGUUCAACCCCUGCCUAG
Molecule: messenger RNA, 648 nt
Organism: Ustilago hordei
Lineage: Eukaryota; Fungi; Basidiomycota; Ustilaginomycetes; Ustilaginales; Ustilaginaceae
Exons: 1
Coding region: 1-648 (215 amino acids)
Molecular function (GO): nucleic acid binding; zinc ion binding
Source: RefSeq, a predicted model, not a curated record